Molecule: messenger RNA, 2363 nt
Organism: Electrophorus electricus (electric eel)
Lineage: Eukaryota; Metazoa; Chordata; Actinopteri; Gymnotiformes; Gymnotidae
Gene: trim9
Product: tripartite motif containing 9
Cellular component (GO): cytoplasm
Molecular function (GO): protein binding; zinc ion binding
Source: RefSeq, a predicted model, not a curated record
UGAGCGCUGUAAGUACGGAGGUUAGCUCUCGGUGACGGUGGGUUUUUCUCGCUGCAAUCAGACAAUAAUUCAUUGCCAAACCGAAGAUGGAAGAAAUGGAAGAAGAGCUUAAAUGCCCAGUGUGCGGGUCUUUUUUCCGAGAGCCGAUUAUUUUGCCGUGUUCCCAUAACAUUUGCCUGGCAUGCGCUCGUAACAUACUGGUACAGACCCCAGAUGCCGAAUCUCCGCAGAGCAGCCGCGCCUCCGGUUCCGGGGUGUCCGACUACGAUUAUCUGGACCUGGACAAGAUGAGCUUAUACAGUGAAUCGGAUAGCGGCUAUGGUUCUUACGGUGGCUUCGCUAGUGCCCCGACCACCCCUUGCCAGAAGUCCCCGAACGGGGUGCGUGUUUUCCCACCCGCCGUCCCCCCUCAACCUCAGCACCACCUGCUCCCUCACCCCGGCGUCUUGCCGCCGAUUCCCCGCAACUCCUGCAUCACCUGUCCUCAGUGCCAUCGAAGCCUCACUUUGGACGACCGGGGGCUGCGCGGUUUCCCCAAAAACCGAGUGCUGGAGGGGGUGGUCGACCGGUACCAGCAGAGCAAGGCAGCCGCUCUCAAGUGUCAGCUGUGCGAGAAGAGCCCGCGGGAGGCGACGGUGAUGUGCGAGCAAUGCGACGUGUUCUACUGCGAUCCGUGCCGUCUCCGCUGUCACCCACCCCGCGGCCCGCUAGCCAAACACCGGCUUGUGCCGCCAGCGCAAGGCCGAAUCAGUCGGCGCACAAGUCCUCGAAAGACCUCAACAUGCACGGAGCAUGAGCUGGAGAACCUCAGCAUGUAUUGUGUGCAGUGCAAAACGCCCGUGUGUUACCAGUGUCUCGAGGAGGGCAAACACUCCACCCAUGAGGUUAAGGCCCUCGGGGCUAUGUGGAAACUACACAAGGGGCAGCUUUCUCAGGCUCUAAAUGUUCUAUCUGAUCGAGCCACUGAAGCAAAAGAGUUUCUUGUUCAGCUCAGAAAUAUGGUCCAACACAUACAGGAGAAUGGAGUUGAAUUUGAGGCAUGCUUGGUGGCACAGUGUGAUGCUCUAAUUGACGCGCUGAACCGCAGAAAAGCUCAACUACUGGCCAGAGUCAACAAAGAACAUGAACACAAACUCAAGGUGGUGCGCGAUCAGAUAUCUCACUGUACAGUGAAGUUGAGGCAGACGACAGGGUUGAUGGAGUACUGCCUGGAGGUCAUCAAAGAGAACGACCCCAGCGGGUUCCUGCAGAUCUCUGAUGCGCUGAUUCGCAGAGUGCAUAUGACGGAAGGCCAGUGGGGUAAGGGCACUCUCACGCCACGUAUGACCAGCGACUUUGACCUGACCCUGGACAGCGGCCCAUUACUGCAGACCAUCCAUCAGCUUGACUUUGUUCAGAUGAAGGUGCCAGCAGCCCCGAUCCUGCAGCUGGAGGAGUGCUGUAGUCAGACUAACAGUGCCACUCUGUCAUGGAAACAGCCUCCCCUCUCCACCGUCGCAGUAGAUGGCUACAUACUGGAGCUGGAUGAUGGCAGCGGAGGCCAAUUCAGAGAAGUGUACGUUGGCACGGAGACGAUCUGCACGGUGGACGGGCUUCACUUCAACAGCACGUACAAGUCACGCGUGAAAGCCUUCAAUGCCAGCGGAGUCGGGCAGUACAGCAAAACCCUGGUCAUGCAGACCUCCGAGACUGGACUUCCCCCAUGUGAUAUUAAAACUCUAGCUGCAGUUGCCUGGUUCACAUUUGACCCAGCAUCAGCCCAUCCUGACAUUGUACUAUCCAAUGACAACCUGACAGUCACGUGCAGUAGUUAUGACGACCGUGUAGUCAUGGGCAACACAGCCUUCUCCCGUGGUGUACAUUACUGGGAGAUCAUCAUCGAUCGCUACGACAACCACCCAGACCCCGCAUUUGGGAUUGCCCGGGGCGACGUGUUGAAAGACGUGAUGCUGGGGAAGGAUGACAAGGCUUGGGCCAUGUAUGUGGACAACAAUCGCUCCUGGUUCAUGCACAAUAAUUCCCACACCAACAGGACUGAUGGAGGGAUAUGUAAAGGGGCGACUGUGGGUGUGCUGUUGGAUUUCUCACGCGGGAUCCUGUUAUUUCUUAUCAACGAUGAGCAGCAGGGUCCUGUUGCCUUUGAUGCUCUAGAGGGCCUUUACUACCCCGCCAUCAGCCUCAACCGCAACGUUCAGGUUACUCUUCACACUGGACUGCCCAUUCCAGAUUUCUAUACACCAGGAGAGUCAGAGCCUUCAGGCUCUGUCUGUUAAAGAUGGACACAACGACGAACUCAUUGAACCACACACACACACACACACACACACACACACACACACACACACACACACACACACACACAA